AACACGUCUGCGCUUGACCUCAUGCUACUCUAAACGUCCAUGGUGGAUCUGGCGCCCCGACCGCUGCCCUCGAUACUGUUACUCGGGCUGCUGCCCAUCGCAGCCUGGUUCGUCGUCAGGCCAUUGCUCGACCCAGUACCUCCCCUCCCAGCCCUAUACACUUGCUUUGGAUUCUCGAUAUUUGCGUUCUUGGCAACAUUGUAUCUUGUUCCUGCACUCGGGCCCACCUUUGUCAAGGCGAAUUUGAAGGGAAAGGACUUGUUGAAAGUAUACCACACGCCAAUCCCAGAGAGCCUUGGACUUGUUUGCGCAUCGGUUUACAUCCUGACUUUGCUGCUCUUUAUACCGUUCGCAUUUUCGGACUCUCUGUCUCAGAGAGCGACGACGCAUGAAGGCAUAUCUGUUGCCGAGUUUCCUCUCCAUCAAUUGUCCGUUUACCUUUCAUCGAUUCUUUCCCUCCUCAUCGCCACUCUACUCGGUUUCCUGGACGAUGUUUUCGACAUACGAUGGCGUCACAAGCUUCCCGUCCCAAUAAUCGCUUCCAUACCCCUUCUGAUUGUCUACUUUGCUGCGCGCGGUAACACACAUGUCGUCGUUCCUCUUCCUCUUCGAUGGGCAUUUGGAACCUUGGUGAACCUCGGGCCUCUAUAUUAUGUUUACAUGUCUCUGCUCUCCACUUUUGCGACCAAUAGUAUCAAUAUCAUUGCUGGAAUCAAUGGGUCCGAAGUCAGUCAAGCAUUGAUCAUUGCGGCGUCCGUCAUCUUAAACGACCUUCUCUACCUUCCGUGGCGAAUGGGAUUCCGUUUACCGCUUCACCUGCUUGGGAACAAGACCGAGCUUGAAUUUGGCGGCGUUUGGAGCGCUGGGAUGGCCUAUGGAAGCAAAGUGCUCGUGGAAAGACACCUGCUUAGCCUGUACUUCAUGAUGCCGCUUGUGGCUGUUUGCUUGGGCUUCUUAUAUCAUAAUUGGUACCCUGCCAGAGUGUUUCCCGGAGAUACGCUGUGCUAUGUCACGGGGAUGGCCUUUGCCGUCGUGGGCAUCCAAGCGCAUUUUUCGAAGACGCUGCUGCUCUUUUUUAUUCCGCAGGUGUUCAACUUUCUACUCUCAUGCCCUCAAUUGUUCGGCUUGGUGCCGUGCCCUCGGCACAGGGUUCCUAGGUUCGACGCGGAAACAAACCUCCUCCAUCCGUCCAAAGCCGUGUUUCUACGCCCACCAUCUGAAUUGACGACUGUGGUACUGAAGCUUAUGUCCGCGCUAAGACUAACGGAAACUACCAUACAUCCGAACUCUGGGGUAGUACUAGAAACGACGAAUUUGACGAUUCUAAACUUCUUCUUGCUCCAUUUCGGACCAAUGAGCGAGAAGAGCCUUGUGAAGGUUCUAAUGUGCUCUCAGGUUGCCGGAAGUAUUUUAGGAUUUAUUGUUCGAUAUGGGCUCGCGGGAUUGGUAUAUGAUGGCGAUAGACGGUAACCGUGGCGCCACUCCGUGAUAACCCACUAUGUAGAAGAUUGCACCACAGCGACGGGGGAUGCGGGAGGUCGGAAGCUUACGGGCCCCCGUACAAAAAGAUACUAACUUGAGAGAAUUUCCUCCGCUUGUAUCUGACACUAUAGAACUGAUAUUAUUGUAUGUACAAGGUAAUAAAGCGUAUUUACCCU
This is a messenger RNA of Desarmillaria tabescens, 1658 nucleotides long. RefSeq names its product UDP-N-acetylglucosamine-dolichyl. The coding region runs from base 40 to 1470 and encodes 476 amino acids. Gene Ontology annotation, biological process: dolichol-linked oligosaccharide biosynthetic process; protein N-linked glycosylation. The transcript is spliced from 7 exons. Gene Ontology annotation, molecular function: UDP-N-acetylglucosamine-dolichyl-phosphate N-acetylglucosaminephosphotransferase activity. Lineage: Eukaryota; Fungi; Basidiomycota; Agaricomycetes; Agaricales; Physalacriaceae. Gene Ontology annotation, cellular component: membrane. The record is from RefSeq and is a predicted model, not a curated record.